AUGGGAUUAGAUGAAGAGUUAGCAGAAGAGACAGCACAAGAUAUGAAUGAGGAAGAUAUAAUAUGUGGUCCUACUCCGUUGUCUAAGCUCGAAGGCAAUGGUAUUUCAGCAUCAGAUAUUAAGAAGAUUAUUGAAGCGGGAUACAAUACAGUUGAAGCAAUUGCGUAUACGCCUAAACGAGCAAUUUUGUUGAUAAAAGGUAUAUCAGAGGCAAAAGCAGAUAAAUUGAUUUCAGAGGCAUCUAAAUUGGUUCCUAUGGGAUUUACUACAGCGACAGAAUUUCAUCAAAGAAGAUGUGAAUUAAUUUCAAUAACAACAGGAUCUAAGCAGUUAGAUACUCUUCUUGCUGGGGGUAUUGAAACAGGAUCUAUUACAGAGAUAUUUGGAGAGUUUCGGACGGGGAAAAGUCAAAUAUGUCAUACAUUGGCAGUAACAUGUCAACUUCCUAUUGACAUGGGAGGUGGCGAGGGAAAAUGUUUAUAUAUUGAUACAGAGGGAACCUUUAGACCUACACGACUUUUAGCUGUUGCUGAUCGAUAUGGUCUUAAUGGUGAAGAAGUUUUAGACAAUGUUGCUUAUGCUAGGGCGUAUAAUGCAGAUCACCAAUUGCAGCUUCUUGGACAAGCAGCUAACAUGAUGGCUGAAUCUAGGUUUUCACUUCUUAUUGUAGAUAGUGCUACAUCUUUAUAUCGUACGGAUUUUGCUGGUCGAGGAGAAUUGUCUGCUCGUCAAAUGCAUCUUGCAAAAUUUUUGAGAACACUUCAGCGUCUUGCAGAUGAGUAUGGUAUUGCUGUCGUUAUUACAAAUCAAGUUGUUGCUCAAGUGGAUGGCAAUGCUUCAAUGUUUAAUCCUGAUCCCAAAAAGCCAAUAGGAGGGAACAUUAUUGCACAUUCAUCAACAACUAGAUUAUCUUUACGAAAAGGAAGAGGAGAACAACGUAUUUGUAAGAUUUAUGAUUCUCCUUGUUUGGCCGAAGCAGACGCUGUAUUUGCAAUUACUAAUGGAGGAGUUGAUGAUCCUGUUGAUACUUAGAUCUAUUAGAGAUAAAUAUUAUUUUCACUUUUGAAUAUUUUG
Pneumocystis murina B123 is the source of this 1074-nucleotide messenger RNA. RefSeq names its product DNA repair protein rhp51. The transcript is spliced from 9 exons. The coding region runs from base 1 to 1032 and encodes 343 amino acids. Gene Ontology annotation, cellular component: condensed nuclear chromosome. Lineage: Eukaryota; Fungi; Ascomycota; Pneumocystomycetes; Pneumocystales; Pneumocystaceae. Gene Ontology annotation, molecular function: double-stranded DNA binding; single-stranded DNA binding; ATP hydrolysis activity. Gene Ontology annotation, biological process: DNA recombinase assembly; DNA strand invasion; mitotic recombination. The record is from RefSeq and is a predicted model, not a curated record.